Messenger RNA from Quercus lobata, 2368 nucleotides. RefSeq names its product transmembrane 9 superfamily member 5-like. Gene Ontology annotation, biological process: protein localization to membrane. The transcript is spliced from 7 exons. Lineage: Eukaryota; Viridiplantae; Streptophyta; Magnoliopsida; Fagales; Fagaceae. Bases 620 to 2095 code for a protein of 491 amino acids. The record is from RefSeq and is a predicted model, not a curated record. Gene Ontology annotation, cellular component: membrane.
AUAGUAAUUUCACCAGGCUGUGGCUCCAUCGCUUCCCCUGACUAAUUCUGUCUUGCAAAAUAACUAACUACCCGCCAGUGCAACAUUAUCCGAGUCCAUCAUUCACCUUCCAAAAUUUCUGAUUAACUCCAUCUAAAAGAUCAACGGUUUAGAUUCAAUAAAAAAGAAAUAGUAUAUAUAAGCAACCAAUUCUAACAGCUUUUCCCUCCUAAAUAUUCAAGCUCUUCAAAAUCUCUCUCUCAGAAUCGCAGAGAAUCCAUGGCUGAUACUGGUUUCUUGGUUCUGGUACUGGUUUCUCUGUCAACUUUGGCAUUCGCAACUGUUUGGACUCAAAGAAAUGCGCCUUCAACGGAAGAAUACAAGGAAGGUGAUUACAUUCCUUUCUUCGCCAGCACAGCUUCUCCUUAUCUAGGAGAUCCAUGUGAGGCAUAUUCAUAUUUUGAUUUGCCAUUCUGCUCUCCUGGAGAUCCAAUACCCAACAGAAAGAAAUCCUUUCAAGAACUUUUAGCAGGGGAUUGCUAUGACAACACUCAGUAUGAAUUGAGGUUCAAGAUGGGAACAACAAGGAAACUCCUUUGUGAGAAAAAUCUGACCAGAGAAGAAGUUGCGAAAUUUAGGGAUGCCAUUGCAAAAAACAGUGUACUUUAUGUACUACGAUAACAUUCACUUGUCAGAGUACGUUGGAGGAGAUAGCUCACAGUCAUUGUACCCGAAAAAUGGUGAUAACAGGCGUAGGUAUUUUCUUAUCAAUCACCUGCACUUUUAUCCUCAGUACGAAGGAAACAAAGUGAAAGAAAUAGAUGUUUUGGGUGACUAUGAAUCUGCUGUGGAUAUAACUGAGGACACCGAAAUCAAAGUCAACUUCACUUAUUCUGUCUUCUGGGAAGAAUAUGAAUCCAAGCAAGAGAUUCCGAGCAGGGUCAGAGACUAUUUGAAAGAACUAUUCAAGAUAACUAAUCGGGGCCGGGCAAUCCUCUUUUUGGAGCAAGUUGGAGGAGCGAAUCCUAGCCCUUUUGCUACUGCUAUUGCCAUUUACGGCUGGCUUCUGUUGCUUUAUAUAAAGAUUGUGCUAUAUCUUAGAGAGUACUUUGAUCGGAUUUCUUUUGUUUAUGGACAUGUAUCGGUAGAAGCUACAAGAGCUACAGGGGUUAUUCAUAGUAAUGCGUGCAGAUGUCCUCGGUACUCGUCCCUACUUGGGGCCAUUCUGGGUGUUGGAACUCAACUGUUCAUUAUGAUUUGCGUCCUCUUCGUCUUGGCAUAUACAGGUCACCUAUAUCCCUGCAAUCAUAAGAGACUGUUUAUUUGGCUCAUCAUGAGUUAUGGUCUCACAUCAUGGUUUUCUGGAUACAAGGCUGCUUCAUUCCACUCUAGCUUCACACCACUUGGACUGAAAGAAUGUAUUUACCAAACUGGGGCCCUGUACUCUGGUCCAGUGUUCUUAACAUGUCUUGCCAUAAUUACAUUAAAGGCGUUUACAACAGGAGUGUCACUUUUACUAGAAAUUUAUACUCUAGCCAUAUGUUUUCUCAGUUUGUUAGCCACUGUCAGAUUCCUAACUUGGGGUGGCAUGUCUGGGCACUCUUCCCCACAAGAAUUUAGUAUAACUUGUUCCACCAUACGCUUUCAAAGUGAGAUUCCUAACCAAGCUUGGUACAUGAAGACACCAGCUCAAAUGUUCUUUGGGGGCUUUCUGCCUUUCAUAUGCAUCUUCUACAUGAUGGAUGAUAUUUACGCAAGCUUGUACAAUUUGAAAGUUUGUGGUGCAUUUGGUACUAUGUUGACAGCCUUCAUUAUUGUCAUCAUAGUGACUGUGUUAAUGGGAAUGGGAUGCACCCGCUAUCAGCUGUACAAGAAAGAUCACCAAUGGUGGUGGAGAUCUGUGCUUUGUGGGGGAUCACUUGCCAUUUUCAUGUUUGCGUAUGGUCUCUAUUUCUAUGCUAGAGCAAGUGCCAGAAUUUCAAUGAACCUGCUAGAGUUCCUGGGCUACAAUGCUUGCAUAUUCUACGCUGUCUUCUUGAUACUUGGAACCAUUGGCUACAAUGCUUCAUCAAUUAUGUUCCGUCAAGUGGACCUAGACCUGAAGAAGCGUGCCUAGAAAACUCGAUUCUUUCUAAUGCUGACCCAAAGAGAGGCAGCACAUUGUUUUUGUUAUUUUCCUGAGUGAAAAAGAGGAGGCCUUACCGCCUUAGUGAUCAUUUUUUUUCAAGAUUUUUCAUUUUUUAGUAGUAGAACUGAACACCAUGGAAUCAAAAUCCAUGACCUCACCCACAACUACAUUGUUAUUCACGGUCCAGGAAUUGGAUGACUGGCGUUUACCAAUCAUGUUGCAUUGCAAACACACUCGGCGUAGGAAUAACAAUUCUACUCA